CAGGGAAAAAAUGAAAAAAGAAAAACCAAAAAAGGAAAACGUUGAGCUGCAGAAGGGCUGAAGAGAGCAAAGCAACGCAAACACUUAUCUUUAUGCCUAGGUCCCUGCAGCAUUUUUUCUAGGCUUCUGCUAUGUCUGGUAUAGUUAUCUCCUCGACUUCUCAAAAGCCUAGAUAUUUUUUUCAUACUUCCAAGAUUUCAGCAGCUGCAACUUCAUCUUUGAAAAGUAGGAUCAGGGCAUUUCCUUUUUUGCCUUUAUGUGGGUGCAAAUUUGAGUUAGGAUGCAAAAGAAAUCGACCCUUUUCUUGGGAAUGUAAAAGAAGUUUUGAGAUUUGUGCAUUGUCUUCUAAUUCACAAGGCAAUAAUUGGGUAAGGGUUCAGCCCGAAAAAGAUGAGAACUUUAGGGAAGAAGAUGAGUUUGUAGUGGUGAAUUUUUAUCAUUUUGUGUUUAUUGAAGACCCUCAAGAGGAAGUGUCAAAGCACCUAUCCUUCAUGCAGGGUCGUAAUAUACACGGACGAAUAUACCUGAACGAACAAGGAAUUAAUGCGCAGUACAGUGGACCAGCCAAAGAUGCUCUUGCAUAUGCUAAAUGGGUAAAAGAGGACCAUAGAUUUGCAGGUGUACUAGUUCAGAUCUCACCAGUUUCAAAUGGCCAUGCCUUUCCCAGAUUAAGGCUUCGUUAUAAGCCUUCACUUGUUCAGUUGGAAGGAGGAAUUUCACAUCUUCCUUUGCUUGAGCCCUCAAUUCGAGCUAUACCCCUCACACCAUCCCAGUGGCGAAAUAGAUUAGAGGCAUUAAAUAAGGUUAAUGAUUGUUCCAAUGGAGAUCUCAAUGGCAACUGUAUUCUGCUUGAUGUGAGAAAUGGUUAUGAAUGGGACGUUGGCCAUUUUCAAGGGGCUCCACGGCCGGAUGUGGAUUGCUUUAGAAGCACUUCUUUUGGAUUGUCUGACUCAAUGGUCAGUGAAUCAGAUCCUUUAGCUGCCAUAGACAAAGAGAAAACAGAUGUAUUAAUGUAUUGCACUGGAGGUAUUCGCUGUGAUGUAUACUCUGCAAUCCUUAGAGGACGAGGUUUCAAAAGAUUAUAUACAUUGAUGGGAGGGAUUUCUCAUUAUCUCAAGAGUGAAGGUUCUGCUGGAUGGGUUGGAAAUCUCUUUGUUUUUGAUGCUCGUCUUGCUCUUCCUCCUCCUGUAUUCAAGCCUGAAGUUAAAACUGAAGCUUGCAAAACACAAGCUUUCCUGGAUAACUCAUUUGCCAAAUGCUAUAUAUGUGGUUCAAAAGUGUCGGAAUUGAGACAUCGUAAUUGUGCAAACCUUGAUUGUAACCUCCUUUUCCUAUGCUGCACGGCCUGUGUGAACCAGUUAAGAGGAUGCUGCUGUUUGAAAUGCACAUCUGCCGCUAGACUUAGACCAGUACUGCCUGGGCAUCAAAGAUACCAAAAAUGGCAUCAUUAUCGAGAAGUGGAGUUAGACAGAAGAUGAAGACUUGAUCACCCUCUAGCUCACAGAAAUUUUCAACUUGGUACUUCUUCAGCGAUGCAAUACCAACCGUUUUUUAUUGUGGAAAUUUGUUCUGGAGUACAAAAUCACGUCUGGCAGAGUGAGAGAGGUGUUGGUUGAUUAGAAGACCCACAGCAUGGCAUUUUGUACAAAAAAAUUCCAAUACCAGCGCUUUUGUUCUCAACCACCUGUUCUUGUAAAUGAUUAGAAUUUUGUUUUUCUGGCUUUGAGCUAUGAAAAUGAGUUUAGCUUGGAUGUAAACAAGUACUCCAGUCACUGAAUAAUGAAAGUUUUACCUUGUCUGAAAAUCCAAUGUGGUGAUCACCAUGGAUAUCUAACUAUUCUAAAAAUUGCAUUCAAAUAAGUUGAAGAGAUGGAUUAUAUUCUUUUGACCAGUCUAGUGUCUUAGAAUAGUUCAGGCCACUUGAGUUCAAUGGUGGAAUGUUAAUGCCAACUCAAGCCUUAUAGCCUGUUUGAAUUUUCUUGUAGCCUGUAUGGAAACUGUGGAAGUUGUAUGAUAUGUUAUCAAGCAUCCAUACCUAUCAAGUACUUUUGUA
Molecule: messenger RNA, 2053 nt
Organism: Coffea arabica (coffee)
Lineage: Eukaryota; Viridiplantae; Streptophyta; Magnoliopsida; Gentianales; Rubiaceae
Product: rhodanese-like domain-containing protein 8, chloroplastic
Source: RefSeq, a predicted model, not a curated record